GCGGGCGGAGCGAGAUCGUCCCCUGCGCGUCUGAGAGGGACCUGAGGCCUCAGAGCCGAGCGCCUGAGGUGGUCGCGGGGACGGGCCUGCCUGGGGAUGAUCCACGAACUGCUCCUGGCUCUGAGCGGGUACCCGGGGUCCAUCUUCGCCUGGAACAAACGGAGCGGCCUCCAGGUAUCGCAAGACUUGCCAUUUCUCCACCCCAGUGAAACCAGCGUCCUGAAUCGACUCUGCCGGCUAGGCACAGACUAUAUUCGCUUCACUGAGUUCAUUGAACAGUACACAGGUCAUGUGCAGCAGCAGGAUCACCCUUCAUCUCAACAGGGCCAAGGUGGAUUGCAUGGAAUCUACCUAAGAGCCUUCUGCACAGGGCUGGAUUCAGUUUUGCAGCCUUAUCGACAAGCUUUGCUUGAUUUGGAACAAGAGUUUGUGGCUGAUCCCCAUCUCUCCAUAUCACAUAUCAAUUACUCCUUAGACCAGUUUCAACUUCUUUUCCCCUCUGUGAUGGUUGUAGUAGAACAAAUUAAAAGCCAAAAGAUUCAUGGUUGUCAAAUCUUGGAAACAGUAUACAAAUACAGCUGUGGAGGUUUGCCUCCUGUUCGCAGUGCAUUAGAAAAAAUCCUGGCUGUGUGUCAUGGAGUCAUGUAUAAACAGCUCUCAGCUUGGAUGCUACAUGGACUCCUCUUGGACCAGCAUGAAGAAUUCUUUAUCAAGCAGGGUCCAUCUUCUGGGAAUGUCAAUGCCCAGCCAGAAGAGGAUGAAGAGGAUCUGGGUAUUGGGGGACUUACAGGAAAACAGUUGAGAGAACUCCAGGACUUGCGCCUGAUAGAAGAGGAGAACAUGCUAGCUCCAUCUCUAAAGCAGUUUUCUCUUCGAAUAGAGAUUUUACCAUCCUACAUUCCAGUGAGAGUUGCUGAAAAAAUCCUCUUUGUUGGAGAAUCUGUCCAAAUGUUUGAGAAUCAAAAUGUAAACUUGACGAGAAAAGGAUCCAUUCUGAAAAAUCAGGAGGACACUUUUGCCGCAGAGCUGCAUCGUCUCAAGCAACAGCCACUAUUCAGUCUGGUGGAUUUUGAACAGGUGGUGGAUCGUAUUCGAAGUACUGUAGCAGAGCAUCUCUGGAAGCUUAUGGUAGAAGAGUCAGAUUUACUGGGUCAGCUAAAGAUAAUUAAAGAUUUUUAUCUUCUGGGACGAGGAGAAUUGUUUCAAGCCUUCAUUGACACAGCUCAACACAUGCUAAAAACACCACCUACUGCAGUAACUGAACAUGAUGUAAAUGUGGCCUUUCAGCAGUCAGCACACAAGGUCCUGCUAGACGACGACAACCUUCUCCCUCUGUUGCACCUGACAAUUGAGUAUCAUGGCAAGGAGCACAAAGAUGCUUCUCAGUCCAGAGAAGGGCCUUCUCGAGAAACUUCUCCCCGGGAAGCCCCUGCAUCUGGCUGGGCAGCUCUUGGUCUUUCCUAUAAAGUGCAGUGGCCAUUGCAUAUUCUCUUCACUCCGGCUGUCCUAGAAAAGUACAAUGUGGUGUUCAAGUACUUACUGAGUGUGCGCAGGGUACAGGCAGAGUUGCAGCACUGCUGGGCCCUACAAAUGCAGCGCAAGCACCUCAAAUCCAAUCAGACUGAUGCAAUCAAGUGGCGCCUGAGAAAUCACAUGGCAUUCUUGGUGGAUAAUCUUCAGUACUACCUACAGGUGGAUGUGCUGGAGUCCCAGUUCUCACAGCUGCUUCAUCAGAUCAAUUCCACUCGAGACUUUGAAAGCAUCCGGUUGGCUCACGACCACUUCUUGAGCAAUUUACUGGCUCAGUCCUUCAUCUUACUGAAACCUGUGUUUCACUGUCUGAAUGAAAUCUUAGAUCUCUGUCACAGCUUUUGCUCUCUGGUCAGUCAGAACCUGGGCCCACUGGAUGAGCGUGGGGCUGCCCAGCUGAGCAUUCUGGUGAAGGGCUUCAGCCGCCAGUCAUCACUUCUGUUCAAGAUUCUUUCCAGUGUUCGGAAUCAUCAGAUCAACUCAGAUUUAGCACAACUACUCUUACGAUUAGAUUAUAACAAAUAUUAUACCCAGGCUGGUGGAACUUUAGGCAGUUUCGGGGUGUGAAAAUGCCUGGUUCAUUGAAGUGAGUCAAUUUAAGUAAAAAUCAAUCACACCUCCUUCUCUAGUCUGUAACAGAAGAUACAAAAUCAACAUCUUGCUCAUCUAGUCACUCAUCAAAUGUCUAGAGCCUAUUGAGAGGAUACAGCCCUUUCUCAUACAAGAAAUACCAUGUUUAUUGAACAGCCAUGGAUACAGAUCUGUCCUUCCAAUCUGGCAAGGUCUACCCCACCAGAAGAAGAGUUCUUCACUUGACUGAGAAUGCUGGAGUAAGCUCUCCCUACUGACCAUUCAAGAUCUGUUACAUCAAGAACUCUGUUUAUUCGCUCAGAUACCGAAAAUCUAUUAUGUGCUGCAGGCCUCAAUACUAUUUAUGCUGCAGAAAACAAGGCAAUAAACAAAU
This is a messenger RNA of Suncus etruscus (white-toothed pygmy shrew), 2494 nucleotides long. RefSeq names its product tubulin gamma complex associated protein 4 (gene TUBGCP4). Gene Ontology annotation, biological process: spindle assembly; cytoplasmic microtubule organization; mitotic cell cycle. Gene Ontology annotation, cellular component: equatorial microtubule organizing center; gamma-tubulin complex; centrosome. The transcript is spliced from 18 exons. The coding region runs from base 97 to 2097 and encodes 666 amino acids. NCBI's taxonomy places the organism in Eukaryota, Metazoa, Chordata, Mammalia, Eulipotyphla, Soricidae. Gene Ontology annotation, molecular function: microtubule minus-end binding; gamma-tubulin binding. The record is from RefSeq and is a predicted model, not a curated record.